AUGGCCGACUCCGGUGUUCAGGAAGCCGAGGCCGGCGUCGCCAAUUUGAUCUUGGACGAGGUCACUGGCGAGAAGGUGUCCAAGUCUGAGCUCAAGAGACGCCAGAAGAAUAGAGAGAAGGAGGCGAAAAAGAAGGAGAAGGAAGCUGCUGCUCCAGCCAAGCCCAAGCAGGAGAAGCAGAAGUCUGCAGAAGAUGAAGAGUUGAAUUUGACUCCUAAUCAAUACUUUGAAAUCCGCAGCUCCAAGAUCAACAAGCUCCGCGAAACCAAGAACCCCGACCCCUACCCACACAAAUUCCAAGUCACUAUCGAUGCGCGCAACUUCUUGACCGAAUAUGCAUCGCUAGGCAAGGGCGAGUUGAAGCAAGAUACCGUCGUGCAGGUCGCGGGCCGUAUCGAAAACAAGCGCUCAGCAGGUACCAAGUUGUUCUUCUACGAUCUCCGCGCCGAAGGCAUCAAACUCCAGAUCCUGUGCCAGGCCCAAUAUGCCACUGGCGACGUUCCAUUCGCCGACCAACACGAGCAAUUGCGACGAGGAGAUAUCAUCGGUAUCACUGGUUUCCCGGGUCGCAGUAACCCCAAGACCCGUGAUGAGGGUGAACUGUCCAUCUUCGCCACACAGGUCAAGCUUCUCGCUCCUUGUCUCCAUGCUCUGCCUCGUGGUCUCCAGGACUCAGAGACUCGUUUCCGUCAGCGAUACCUUGAUUUGAUCAUGAACGAGUCAUCACGCAAGGUCUUCACUACUCGUGCCAAGAUUGUCAGAUAUGUUCGCAACUUCUUUGAUUCUCGUGACUUCACAGAGGUUGAGACUCCCAUGAUGAACGCCAUUGCCGGUGGCGCAACAGCCAAGCCGUUCAUUACUCACCACAAUGAGUACAACACAAAUCUUUUCAUGCGUGUUGCUCCUGAAUUGUACUUGAAAAUGUUGAUCGUCGGUGGUUUGGAGCGUGUCUACGAACUUGGCCGUCAAUUCCGUAACGAAGGUGCCGAUCUUACUCACAACCCCGAGUUCACCACCUGUGAGUUUUAUUGGGCAUAUGCCGAUGUGUACGAUGUCAUGAAUCUUACCGAGGAGCUUGUUUCGGGAUUGGUCAAGCAUGUCACCGGUGGCUACGAGACAACUUUCCACACUCAAUCCGGUGAAGUCUACAAUGUCAACUGGCAGGCUCCCUGGAGGCGUGUAGAGAUGAUCCCCGCUCUUGAAGAAGCGACAGGCGAGAAGUUCCCUCCUGGCGACCAACUCCACACCGAAGAGACCAACGAAUUCUUGAAGAAGGUCCUCAAAAAGACUGGCGUCGAAUGCUCACCCCCCUUGACCAACGCCCGUAUGCUCGACAAGCUCGUCGGCGAGUUCAUCGAAGAAACUUGCGUCAACCCCACUUUCAUCAUGGGCCACCCUCAAAUGAUGUCCCCUCUCGCCAAAUAUCAUCGCCAAAACGUCGGUCUCUGCGAACGUUUCGAAGCCUUCGUCUGCAAGAAGGAGAUUGUCAACGCGUACACCGAAUUGAACGACCCCUUCGACCAACGCCUGCGUUUCGAAGAACAAGCCCGCCAGAAGUCCCAAGGUGAUGAUGAAGCUCAGCUCAUCGAUGAGAACUUCUGUACCAGUCUUGAAUACGGUUUGCCCCCCACUGGUGGUUGGGGAAUGGGUAUUGAUCGCCUGGUUAUGUUCUUGACAAACAACCAUACUAUCAGGGAGGUUCUCACCUUCCCGUUCAUGAAGGAUGAUACCACGGUGGAGAAGAAGCCUACUGCUGCUGAGGUUGUAGGUAUCACUCCUCAACCAGAAGAAGGUAUUCCCCACAAAUAA
This is a messenger RNA of Talaromyces marneffei, 1809 nucleotides long. RefSeq lists its product as uncharacterized. Gene Ontology annotation, molecular function: ATP binding; tRNA binding; lysine-tRNA ligase activity. The transcript has 2 exons. Lineage: Eukaryota; Fungi; Ascomycota; Eurotiomycetes; Eurotiales; Trichocomaceae. Gene Ontology annotation, cellular component: cytosol; cytoplasm. The record is from RefSeq and is a predicted model, not a curated record. Bases 1 to 1809 code for a protein of 602 amino acids. Gene Ontology annotation, biological process: lysyl-tRNA aminoacylation.